CCUGAGCCGCUCCAAAGAAUCAAACAAUUCGAGUCGCAGCCACUUCGUCGUUAGCUCAUUCUCUUCAACUCUCACUAUUCAAAAAAACAAAAAUUAAAAUUAAAAUGGGGAAAUCGGAAGUGAAAGGUACGGUGACGUCGCUAUCUUCAAUGUUCCCGGCGGAGGAGGUUCAGAAGGCGGCGAAGAUGGUGGAGGAGAAGUUAUCGGAGAAUCAGAACGAAAUGAAUCAAUUAAAAGAAUUCAUCGCCGAUAACACUUCCCUCAUCAACCUCGUUCAAAAACUCCCUGACGAACUCCACCACGAUAUCAUGGUUCCGUUUGGGAAAGCGGCGUUUUUUCCUGGUCGUUUGAUUCAUACGAAUGAGUUUUUGGUUUUACUGGGAGAAAGUUAUUAUACUGAAAGAACAGCUAAACAAACUGUUGAAAUCCUAAAGAGGAGAGGGAAAUCAUUGGAGUCUAAAGUGGACGCAUUGAAGGCCGUAAUGCAGGAUCUUAAAGCCGAGGCUUCUUUUUUUGAUUCCACUGCUUCUGAAGCUGCUGAGGGUCUUGUGGAGAUUAGAGAGUAUGAGGAGGAUAAUUCUACCGAACGGGCAUCUCAAUCAGGUUCACUGGAACUUGAAACUCCUAGUGUGGCUGAAGCAGACAAUAAAAUGGGUGCAUCUGAGGAUGAUGAAUAUGCUCGUAUAAUGUCAAGGUUGGAAGAACUUGAGAAAGAAGAACUUGCAGCUGAAGAUAAUGAGGAGAAUCUUGAAGAUGAAGAUGAAGAUGCUAAUGCAGUUGAAAGUGACGGCAAUGAAGAUGAAUUGACUAAAGCUGCUGAAGUUGAUGGUGAUGAAGAUGAGUUGACUAAAGCUGCUUUUCAUAUAAAAAAGGAUGAAUGUUACAGUUAUCUUGAUCAUGGUCAAAGAUAUUCAGAGUCUCAGUCAAGGAAACAAUUACAGCAGUUCAACGGCAAAGAACCAAUUGAAGAGAUGUCCAAUAAAUAUAUGCAUCAAGAUUUAACUAAUCAGUUCGCUUCUACUGGAUUGACAGAGGAACCUGUUACCAAAGGUGAAAUUUCACAUGGUCGAAUCAUACAACAAGACACAAAGACUUUUAGUCCUUCCAUAAAUGCCUCUGCUCCUUUCGAGAAGAAAUCUGUCCAGACCUCAAAAUCAGAAUUUGAUAGUUCCAAGGCUUUUACAGGUUCUAUAGUUGAGCAUACUCAGAAUUUGGAUAAAAGUUCAGUGGGAACAAAUACGACUUCAUUACAGUCAUCUGGUUCGCAACCUUCGAAGCCUGUGUCUAGAUUCAAAAUGCAAAGGAAGUAGGUUGAGCAUUGUAUGACAAAAAUAGAUGUAAAAAAUGGGGCAUUUCAGUAUGGUAUAAUCUGAUCAAACCAUAACUAAUUGCUGAUCCUAAUUGUGGGGUUGAAGUUUUGUUCGAAUGGAUUUUAGGGAGAGUUGUCAUUACUGUUUGAGUAGCAGGUAAUGCAAAGCCUUUCCCUUUUUUCCAACUCCUUUUCAUGGUUUGUGCAAUUAUAGCUAAGGCUGUGGUAAGCACAUGUAGUAGUGAUUGUUACAAAUUGGCAUACCAUAUUCUCCACUCUUCACUUAUUAAUAAUUUUGCUAAUUCUACAGAAUUCAUACACAUAA
This is a messenger RNA of Gossypium arboreum, 1634 nucleotides long. RefSeq lists its product as uncharacterized. Lineage: Eukaryota; Viridiplantae; Streptophyta; Magnoliopsida; Malvales; Malvaceae. Gene Ontology annotation, biological process: negative regulation of transcription by RNA polymerase II; negative regulation of phosphatase activity. Gene Ontology annotation, molecular function: transcription corepressor activity; phosphatase inhibitor activity; chromatin binding. The transcript has 11 exons. The coding region runs from base 105 to 1310 and encodes 401 amino acids. The record is from RefSeq and is a predicted model, not a curated record.